GCAGCAGAAGGGUCCCUGCGCACUGCCAGCACCCAGCUGCCCGGCUCUCAGCAGGCGAACCAUGAGGAAGAGCCUCUCUGUCCCUACAGUCACCUCCCCUGUCAGUUAAAGCCUCCACCUGCUUGCAGAGGGGACCAUGGAGGAGCACUACAUUUCCAAACUCCACCCGGUAGUGGAUUACGGAGCUGGAGUCUUUCUUCUGCUCAUAGCCAUCCUGACCAUCCUGGGAAACUCAGCCGUCCUCGCUACAGCAGUGAAGCGCUCCUCCCUCCUGAAGUCCCCGGAGCUGCUUACGGUCAACUUGGCAGUGGCAGAUAUUGGAAUGGCAAUCAGCAUGUAUCCGCUGGCCAUUGCAUCCGCCUGGAACCAUGCCUGGCUGGGAGGAGAUGCGUCCUGCAUGUAUUACGCCCUGAUGGGUUUCCUUUUUGGUGUCUGCAGCAUGAUGACGCUGUGUGCCAUGGCCGUGAUUCGGUUCCUUGUUACCAAUUCCUCCAAAACUAACAGUAACAAAAUCACCAAGAACACUGUCCGCAUCCUGAUCGCUUUCAUCUGGCUCUACUCCUUGCUCUGGGCUAUUCUGCCCUUGGUAGGCUGGGGCUACUACGGCCCCGAGCCAUUUGGCAUCUCGUGUACAAUAGCCUGGAGCAAAUUCCACAACUCCUCCAACGGCUUCUCGUUCAUCCUGAGCAUGUUCCUCCUGUGCACAGUCCUGCCUGCACUGACCAUCAUCGCCUGCUACUUGGGAAUCGCCUGGAAGGUUCGUAAGGCAUACCAAGAGAUCCAGAACAUCGACAGGAUCCCUAACGCAGCGAAACUGGAGAAGAAGCUGACAUUGAUGGCCGUGCUCAUCUCGGUUGGGUUCCUGAGCUCGUGGACACCGUAUGCAGCAGCCAGCUUCUGGUCCAUAUUUAACUCCAGCAAUUCCCUGCAGCCCAUCGUCACACUGCUGCCGUGCCUGUUUGCCAAAUCUUCAACCGCCUACAACCCUUUCAUUUACUACAUCUUCAGCAAAACUUUCCGCCGCGAAAUUAAACAGCUGCAGUGCUGCUGGGGCUGGCGGCUGCAUUUCUUCAGCACCGACAUCUCCGCUGAAAAUCCUGUCUCGAUGAUGUGGAGUGGGAGGGACAACGUGCGUCUCUCUUCCACUGUGAAGGCGGAGAACCAGGGAGCUGCAGCUCACUGAAACGCCGCCGUGUUUCAGAACAUAGGUCAAGAGUUUGCUGCACUCGUGGGUCCAAAUAAGAAGGAAGGCAGAACGUGGGGUUGUCCCUGAAUAUCUUAUGUCAGGUGCUGAGGUUUAAGUAUAUAUUAUUUUUAAACAGCUCCCAAUUACUAUUUUUAAGGUACACAACAACAACAAAAAGAAAAUGCUAUGUUUUCAAGAAUUUCCACUUUAGAGGAAAUAGACAGAUUUAGGUAUUAAACAAGACCAUAAUCAGCUUUGGUCGCACUUAUUUUCAGGGAAACAGCUAUA
Molecule: messenger RNA, 1474 nt
Organism: Cygnus olor (mute swan)
Lineage: Eukaryota; Metazoa; Chordata; Aves; Anseriformes; Anatidae
Product: opsin-5-like
Exons: 4
Coding region: 137-1183 (348 amino acids)
Biological process (GO): G protein-coupled receptor signaling pathway
Cellular component (GO): membrane
Molecular function (GO): G protein-coupled receptor activity
Source: RefSeq, a predicted model, not a curated record